Messenger RNA from Lactuca virosa, 929 nucleotides. Lineage: Eukaryota; Viridiplantae; Streptophyta; Magnoliopsida; Asterales; Asteraceae. The record is from the annotation of a GenBank genome assembly.
AUGGGUCUGAAAUCGCCGGACGAGAAAGAGAAAGCCCUGCCUUCGUUUCUUCUCCUCCUUGACGAUCAGUUAAGGAUUCCAGAAUUGUCGAUGCAAGUUUUCGCUCUUCUCUCUUCCCCAGUCGAGCCAAGCGCCGACGACGUACCUCCGAUUCACCACUAUCGCAUUAUUUGCCAUUCAUCCGUCUGUUCGAUGAAAUGCUUACAUGAAUUGGGAGUGCAUUUUGAGUAUAUCUCUCUCCCUUUGUUCAUAAUCGCAGAGAGGAUCGUGUUGUAUAUAAUUUCCCCAAUUUUCACGAAGUUCAGAGAAAUCAAUGGAAGACUCCCAGCCGGAUUUGAAGAUUUUCAGCGUUCGGAUAGUUCAAUUGAUUACUACAUGUCUCCUCCAAUUCCAGGCCUUGAUCUCUGUUACAGUAGCUUUCAAGGUGGGAAGGUGAAUGAGGUUCCUGUGAUUAGAGUAUAUGUGUCAACACCAGCUGGUCAUAAGACAUGUUUGCAUAUUCAUCCAGCUUUACCAUAUCUAUAUGUUCCUUGUUCGGAUAUAGUUCAUCAACCAGACCAUGAAGGUGAUGUGUGUGCGCUGAUGAUAUCUCUUGCUCUUGAAAGGGCACUGAAGGUAUUUUUUUUCCUGAAAAAUGUGUGUUUGCAGGAUCUCAUGUUAACUAUAGUGUCCCUUUCAGCCUGGUUACACAGAAUGCGGUUACUUGAUGGACUUGAAGUGUUGAAUAACAAUUUUUGGGGGAAGAAUGAAUAUACAGACGUCGAGCUUGAUAGGGUGCGUGAAGAAUGGGCUACUUAUGUCAUAAAUUUUAUUUACUAGUGAUAUGAAUUUGACAAUUACUUUUUGAUGAAUUUGGAGCGUAUUUUUGAAUGUGCGCCAUAGUUCGUGUAAGCCUUUUUAUAUAUGUAUGAUGUUUUAUUUUGCGUUAU